Penicillium longicatenatum is the source of this 1149-nucleotide messenger RNA. RefSeq names its product putative integral membrane protein. NCBI's taxonomy places the organism in Eukaryota, Fungi, Ascomycota, Eurotiomycetes, Eurotiales, Aspergillaceae. The record is from RefSeq and is a predicted model, not a curated record. The transcript has 4 exons. The annotation marks the transcript as partial.
GAAUGGGCUUUCCGUCGGACUGCCAUGGAAGCCGACGACGAUGAUAGCCGUAGUCAGGCUAUCCUGAUCGUGACUGCGAUCUUUCUCGCCAUCUCGCUCAUUGCCGUCAUCCUCAGAAUAUUUGUUCGGACUCGCGUGGUCAAGGCAUUCGGCAAGGAUGAUGUCUUUAUGUUAUUGGCCAUGAUUCUGAACUUGGCCUUCGCCAUUUGUGGAUUUCUCGGAGUGAAAUACGGCAUGGGACGGAAGUUGAUUCACUUUGAAGUCGAAGGGGGGCAAGCUAAUUUCCACAGGGCCUUACUGUGUUGGUGGCUGGGCCAGAUCUUCUAUGUCAUUACCUGUGUCGUCGCCAAGGUAUCCAUCAUCAUCACUCUUUUGCGCAUCACCGUGGAUCGCGUCCACGCCUACGUUCUCUACGCCGCUAUCACGCUUGCCACGGCCGUUGGUUUAAUUUUCCUUUUCUUCACUGUUUUCCAAUGCGAUCCUGUCUCCUUCUUCUGGAAUCGCAGCCCCGUGACCGGCACAUGUAUCAGCACCGACCUCCUUAUCGACAUCGCAUACCUGUAUAGCGUCGGCGCAGCCGUCACCGACUUGACCAUUGGCCUCCUCCCAGUGGCACUAAUCUGGAAUCUCCGCAUGAAUCAGCGCACCAAGACCGCCAUUGUCGGAAUUUUAGGAAUCGGCUGCAUCGCGAGCGCCGCCGUGAUCAUCCGCAUUCCUUUCAUCAAAAACUACAAAAGCACCGAAUUCUUGUAUAAUACCUACCAAAUCUCCAUCUGGUCAAACGUCGAAGCAGGCCUAGGCAUUACAGCUGGAUGUCUCACCACACUACGCCCCUUAGUCCGAUUCCUCCGCGAUGGCUCCUCCGCCUCCCGCAGCCGCAACAAUCGCACUCCCGCCCCCGGAUCUUUUCCCCUAUCCAGCAAUGUGGCGCAAGGGUUCCACCGCUCUACGCGAUCGAAGCACGAUGCUGAAGAGGGACAACUUUGGACCGGCACAGAUCAGGAUGACUACCAUGGUAUCACGACUACGAUCAUGGGGAGCACGCGUCCUCCGAAUCCCAAAAGUAGUAGUGAGGAGGACCUGAAUCCGCAGCAGAAUACUGGGUGGAAAGUCGAGCGGUCCGUUCGGGUGUCCGUGCGCGAUGAAUGA